CUAAAGAUAGGUCAAAACUUUUGAACCCUGACAAAUAUCUCGAAGACGAUGAUAUGAAAGAAGACCUAAAAGAUUUCACAGUUGUUACCAAAGCUACUCCUUUUGCAGUUGCUAGCCAUAUCAAGUUUACAUCCAAAAAAAAGAAUAACAGCAAAAUUAUUCUCGCUAUCAAUAAUGUUUUUGCUCAAAACGAUGAGUUUCAGUUCAUGUCAAUUUAA
Funneliformis geosporum is the source of this 218-nucleotide messenger RNA. NCBI's taxonomy places the organism in Eukaryota, Fungi, Glomeromycota, Glomeromycetes, Glomerales, Glomeraceae. The record is from the annotation of a GenBank genome assembly.